Molecule: messenger RNA, 3603 nt
Organism: Dermatophagoides pteronyssinus (European house dust mite)
Lineage: Eukaryota; Metazoa; Arthropoda; Arachnida; Sarcoptiformes; Pyroglyphidae
Biological process (GO): transcription-coupled nucleotide-excision repair
Cellular component (GO): nucleus
Molecular function (GO): ATP binding; ATP-dependent activity, acting on DNA
Source: RefSeq, a predicted model, not a curated record
CCGGAUAAUAUUCUGGAUUGCUGAGGCGAAAAAAAUUGUGUGUGUGUUUUGUUUGUUUGUGUUUUAUGGUCAUCAUCGGACCAUAAGUUUAAUUUUAAUUUUUUUUGUGGUUGUUCCAAAAUGCUUCAUACCGAUGAUUGUGAUAAAUUCAAUAAUUCGAAUAAUGUUAAUGAAUCUGAUUCUUCUUCCGAAAAUGAUGACUAUAAUUUUGAUAUAACAAAAAAACGUAAAUAUAAUGAUGAAUCCGAUGAUGGUCGUGUUCAAAUCAAUCUGGAUAAAACACUUAUACCAAAAUCCAAUGAUAAAACAAUUGGUUUAGCUUUUGAUGGUGAAAAAUCUGAACUUGAAGCACUUGGUAUUGUUUCUUAUCAACAUUCCAUUUAUGAAGAAAAAUUUGUUCAUCAAAUAGAAAAGAAUGUUGAUGAAUUUGCUGAAAAACAACGUACACAAAAUGAUGUUUCAAACGAUCAGCAAUCAAUUCAACAAAAUGAAAAAGAUGAAUGUAGUCAAGAAGAAGAAGAAGAAGAAAAUAUUACUUCUAUUGUGGAUGACGAUGAUGAAUUACCUACUGCUACUGAUGAUGGACCAUCUUAUGUGGAUGAUUUGAAUGAUUAUUUUGAUGAUGAUGUUGAUAGAUUUUUAGAGGCACCGGAUGAUUGUAAUCUUGAAAUAUCACACAAAAAAUGUGAAAAAAUUGACAAAUCAAAAGCUACGGAAAAUGUACAACGAAAUCGUAUUCUAGAUGAUGGUGAUAUUAUGAUUUAUCGUAAACGUAUUGUUGCUUAUGAAAAUAAUAACCGAUUACAAUCGAAUGAAGAAUUAUAUCAAAUUAAUCAAGAUUUUUUUAUACCUCAACGUAUAUGGGAUCGUUUAUUUGAUUAUCAACAUGAUGCAGUUAAAUGGAUGUGUGAUUUACAUUUAAAAUUAUGUGGAGGAAUACUUGGUGAUGAAAUGGGUCUUGGUAAAACUGUUGAAGUAAUUGCUUUUCUUGUUGCAUUAUCAUUUUCUAAAUCUUUUGAAGUAAGUGAAUAUUAUAAAUAUCUUGGACCAGUAUUGCUUGUAUGUCCUGCAACGGUUAUGUAUCAAUGGGUAAAUGAAUUUCAUAAAUGGUGGCCACCUUUUCGUGUUGCUGUUCUUCAUCAAAGCGGUACAUAUAAAGAUUCAAAUCGUUCUAAAUUGAUAAAUGAUAUAAUCAAAACGAAUGGCAUAUUGAUCACAUCAUAUAAAACACUUGUUUGUUUUCAAAAACAUUUAUUACCAAAAAAUUGGCAUUAUGUUAUAUUGGAUGAAGGUCAUAAAAUACGAAAUCCAAUUGCACAAGUAACUCAAUGUUGUAAACUUUUUGAAACUUGUCAUCGAUUAAUAUUAUCCGGUACACCAAUUCAAAAUGAUCUAACAGAAUUAUGGUCAUUAAUGAAUUUUGUCUUUCCAAAUAAACUUGGUACAUUAGAUUCAUUUAUGAAUGGUUUAGGUAUGGCUAUCAAAAAAGGUGGUUAUAGUCAUGCAUCUGAACAAGAAAUACAAAAUAGUUUUAAUUGUUCAGUAAUUUUACGUGAUCUAAUCAAACCAUAUCUACUUAGACGAACAAAAGAUGAAAUUAAAAAUAAUCUUUCAUUACCACCGAAAAAUGAACAAGUUUUGUUCUGUAAAUUGACUGAUAUACAGAAAAAAUACUAUCAAGAUUAUAUUAAUUCUGAAGCAUUUGCACGAAUCGAUAUGCAAAAAGCAUCUAUAUUUAAAGCAUUAGUUAAUAUACGUAAAAUUUGUAAUCAUCCAUAUUUGUUUUCAAAAGAAUGUAGUCCAGAUGGAAAAUUUGAUAAAGAAUUUUUUAAAAUGUCAAGUAAAAUGGUUGUGGUAAAUGCUUUACUUAAAUUAUGGCAUAAACAAGGUCAAAAAGUUUUAAUCUUUACACAGGGUAGACAAAUGUUAAAUUUAUUGGAACGUUGGGUGAUUAAGAAAAAAUAUGAUUAUUUUCGUAUGGAUGGUACAACAACAAUAAAUAUGAGACAAAAUUUAAUUAAAUCAUUUAAUGAAGAUAAAACAAAAUUUGUCUUUCUUUUGACUACACGUGUUGGUGGUGUUGGUGUUUCAUUAACCGGUGCUAAUCGUGUUAUUAUAUUUGAUCCUGAUUGGAAUCCAUGUACAGAUAUACAAGCACGUGAACGUUGUUGGCGUAUUGGACAAAAACGUGAUGUUGUUAUUUAUCGUUUAAUGACAUCUGGUACAGUGGAAGAAAAAAUCUAUCAUAGACAAAUAUUUAAACAAUAUUUAAGUAAUAGAAUUCUUCGUGAUCCUAAACAUCAAAAAUUUGUUAAAAUGAAUAAUAUGCGUGAAUUAUUUACAUUAAGUGAUUGUAGUGAAACUGGUUUAUAUUUUUAUGAUUCAAAAGUUAAAUUGAAUCGUAAAAAAAAUCAGGAAAAAUUUAAAGAACUACAAAAACAAUCCGCAUCAUCAUCAUCAAAAAUAACUGAAAAAUCUAAAGACAAAAAACUGCCAAAAAUUCCAAAGAAAAAUUGUGAUAAUUCAAAUAAAAAUAGCAAUUCAGUUGAAACAAAUGCUACAAAUCUGAUUGAUUGGUCAAAUGUUAAAAUUGAAAUUUCAGAAGAACGACGACGAGAACUUCGUGAACAAGUGAAAAAAAUUUGUCAAAAACAAUUUGAAACAAAAUCCAAUUCAACGAAUAUGAACGAUGAAUCAUUAUCAUCACAAUCACAAUCAAGUUGUACAACAUCAAGUGAAGUUGGUUGUUCAUCAGAAAAUUUCAAUAGUUCAUCAUUAUCGAAAAAUAAAUCCACUGAUAUACAAUAUGUAAUUGAUAAUCGACCAAAUGGUGUUAAAGUAAAAAUAUUGGGUGAAAAAAAGAAACAACAACAAUCAAAAAAUGUAGCUAAAUUUGAAGGACAUCAGAUAAAAUAUCUGGUUAAAAAAGAAACAUAUAAUGAAACAAAAGAUAAUGUUGAAUCAGCUAAAAUGAUAAAAUCAAAUAAAAAUGAAGAUUAUAUUCUAAGUAAAAUAUUUGGACGAUCAGUUGAAAGCAUUCUACAACAUGAUCGAAUUGAAUAUAAUCCAAUACCUGAUCAUUCACUUAUAGAAAAAGAAGCAAAAGAUUUAGCUAAACAUGCUAUUGAAAAUCUUAAACAACAAAUAACCAUUCAAAAUCAAUCAUCAUCAUCAUCAACAACAACAUCAACCAAUAAUAGAUUAUCGAAUCUAAUCAAACCUAGAUUAAAACCAUCAUCAUCAUCAUCAUCAUCGAAUCAAGAAGAUUUAAGCACUAACAGUAUUUUAAAGGAAAAAGCAAACAAAUUUAUUGGUCAAAAUAAUAAUUCAAAACAUUUACAAUUAUCGGAUAAAUUUGAUGAAUAUAAAACAUUAGCAAUGGAUAUUUAUCAAUUUUUACGUAAUCAUAAUGAUCGUGUUUGUACUGAUAUAAUUGUUGAAGAAUUUCGUCCAAAAAUUCGUAAUAAUCAAUCGGCUGCAUUUCGAGAAUUGUUAAUUAAUAUGGCUAUUUUAGAAUCUGAUAUCAUUGUCGAUGAACAAAAUAGUAGAAAUGUUAACAAAUAUUGGAAAUUAAAAGAUGAAUUUCGUUUGCCUUCAACAUGA